AUGAAGGACACUGAGAGCAUUCCCUCCUCCCGCAGGAGAGAGAGGUCCAAGGUGCCCUACAUCGUGCGCCAGUGCGUGGAGGAGAUCGAGCGCCGAGGCAUGGAGGAGGUGGGCAUCUACCGCGUGUCCGCCGGUGUGGCCGCAGACAUCCAGGCACUGAAGGCAGCCUUCGACGCCAAUAACAAGGACGUGUCAGUGAUGAUGAGCGAGAUGGACGUGAACGCCAUUGCAGGCACGCUGAAGCUGUACUUCCGUGAGCUGCCCGAGCCCCUCUUCACUGAUGAGUUCUAUCCCAACUUCACAGAGGGCAUCGCUCUUUCAGACCCAGUUGCAAAGAAGAGCUGCAUGCUCAACCUGCUGUCGUCCCUGCCGGAGGCCAACCUGCUCACCUUCCUUUUCCUUCUAGACCACCUGGAAAGGGUGGCAGAGAAGGAGGCGGUCAAUAAGAUGUCCCUGCACAACCUCGGCACGGUCUUUGGCCCCAUGCUGCUCUGGCCCUCCGAGAAGGAGAGCAAGCUCCCUGCCAACCCCAGCCAGCCCAUCGCCAUGACUGACAGCUGGUCCUUGGAGGUCAUGCCCCAAGUCGAGGUGCUGCUGUACUUCUUGCGGCUGGAGGCCAUCCCUGCCCUGGACAGCAAGGGACAGAGCAUCCUGUUGUCCACCGAUGUCUAA
Molecule: messenger RNA, 672 nt
Organism: Pan troglodytes (chimpanzee)
Lineage: Eukaryota; Metazoa; Chordata; Mammalia; Primates; Hominidae
Product: breakpoint cluster region protein
Biological process (GO): positive regulation of GTPase activity; signal transduction
Cellular component (GO): membrane
Molecular function (GO): GTPase activator activity
Source: RefSeq, a predicted model, not a curated record